Molecule: messenger RNA, 1089 nt
Organism: Didymosphaeria variabile
Lineage: Eukaryota; Fungi; Ascomycota; Dothideomycetes; Pleosporales; Didymosphaeriaceae
Exons: 3
Coding region: 1-1089 (362 amino acids)
Source: RefSeq, a predicted model, not a curated record
AUGGCUACCACCAAAUCCGACACCCAGCUCGCCGCCCUUGCUGCAGGAUUCACCAUCGGCUUCGGUUUCUUGACAGUAUGGGAAGCCAUCAAGCAGACACGCCGCAACAAGAACCCACUGCGCAGCACAUAUAUCUACAUGCUGUGGGGUGAGGUUGUCGCAAACAUCGUUAUCGCGAUCAUAGGAUGGGUAUUUCUAGACGGGUAUAUUGGGCCAACAGUUCCAACAUUGUUCUUCAUCCUGUUUUGUUGGGUGUUUGAAAUCCAGCUGUUGAUGCAGAUUAUCAUCAACCGGAUCGCGCUGAUUGCAGAGCAUCGACGCACUGUGUGGAGGAUCAAAUGGGGCACUGUCAUCGUCAUCACAACUAUCAACAUUUUGGUGAUGGUCAUAUGGAUCCCGGCACAUCUUGAUCCCCCUCCGUCGCAGAUUUUCGUCCAGAUCAACCAAGUUUGGGAUAAGAUUUCGAAAGUCAUCAUCUUGAUCGUGGAUGCUGGGCUCAACUGGUACUUCCUACGAACCGUUAAGCAGCGCCUUGUUCAGCAACAUGGUCUGGUGAAAUAUGCACCGCUGGUCAAGUUCAACGCGAGGCUGAUGGUUCUAUCCAUUGCUAUGGAUGGAAUGCUCAUCGGUCUAAUGUUCCUCAAAAACCAAAUCGUGUACAUCCAAUUCCACCCGGUAACAUACAUGGUGAAGCUCAAUAUCGAGAUGACUAUGGCCUCACUGGUCGUCCGUCUAGCGAAGGGCCAGUCCGAAAACGACAUGGCCAUGCACGACUUCGGACAGUCAUCCUCAGCGCCUGAUAAAUCGCAAUCGCACAACAACCCGCGAUUCUCCUCAAACCCUCAGCGAUCCUUCCACCUCGCGUCGGCGACUGGUGCCAACCCGGGACACACCAAGGCUGAUUCUGAUGAGGACAUCAGGGGAAUACACUUCAGAACUGACUUCCAUGUUGUGAGCGAAGAGAUAGUGGUCAAAGACAGCAGCUCCAAGCGGAGUUCAAAGAGCUCGGGUGAAAUGCCAAGAAGCAAUUUUGGAGAUGAGACGCCGCUGCACAAGAACCACUUCGAAGUCUCUUCGAACCAGGUGUAG